CGCCUGCCUGCUCAUUUCCUUCCUAUAAAUACUUGACUCAGGUCGAGGAAAUUGCUCUAGCUGUUUUCACAGACUGUCGGCCCGCCUUGAAAAAAUUAUCAGUGCAACACACACCCUGGUCGCUGUGUCCUCUCCGGUCUUUAAUUUGCUUUAAAGCAGCAAUGAAGGAAAUACUUGCACUACUGGUUCUGCUGUUUGUCCGAACCACCACGCCCUAUGGACCGGACUCAGAUGGAAGGUGUCGCAACAAGACAACAGAGUACCUGGUUAAUAAUCGAUGCUGCAAGAAAUGCCCCCCUGGACAGCGACUGUCUCAGGAAUGCUCUGACACCACUGAGAGUGUGUGUAAACAGUGUGACCCAAACCAGUACAUGGAGAAAUGGAACUACGCACAAAACUGCUUACCCUGUCGCAUAUGCAGAUCAGAUAAAGGUCUGCAAUAUGUCCAAAACUGCUCCUCAACCACACGGGCCGGCUGUGUGUGCAAGCCUGGGAUGUACUGCAACGUGGAAUUUGAUGACCCUUACUGUGCAGAAUGUCUGAAGUACAGUCCAUGUAUAGCUGGUUUUGGAGUGUCCGUGCCAGGGACGGCGUACUCAGAUGUGAGUUGUAAACGGUGUCCUACUGGGACGUUCUCCGACACCAGAUCCUUCACGGACCCCUGUCGGCCUCACACCGACUGUCAGGGGAAGGCUGUUGUUACACAAGGCAACACUGUGUCCGACACCCUGUGUGAAGAAGGGGUUGUUCAUUCCAACUUGCUUCAAGACACAACCAAAGGGUAUCAGCCUGGCACUUUGUUUUCGACUGCAGGUACAAUAAGGAGCACAGUCUUGGCGAUCUCAGACGCCACACUGUCCGUCAGUGCAACUGUUUCAAAUGAAGUAUUCAACCAUUCAACGACUAGCCUACCACCAUACAGACCACCUGGAAUUUCACUGGCUGCCAUCGUUUCCGGAGUCAUUGGAAUCCUUUUGCUUUUCAUUAUAAUUAUUCUGGUAUUCCUUUGUAAAGCAGUCAGGUGCAAAGAUGCUGAAAAAUUUCACCCGAAAGUAGAUGCCAAUGGCAACUGUGAGAGAGAUAAAGAGAUCACUCAGAGUGAUUUGGAGGAAACGCAGCUGAUGUGUUUCACAGUUACGUGUCCAGAACAACAGUCUCUACUUGACAAAGCGGGAGCCUGCAGUGACUACAGUCAGUCCAGCAACUGCACCGACACCUUAACCGGAACAGACGGCGGUGGCAGCUACGACUCCAUCGGCCCUUUGCAGUCUACGUUAGCUUUAAACAAUUCAUAUCCUGCUGUGUCAAAGCCCCUGACUUUAAUUUCCAACACAGAGCCUGUCACACCUCAGCCCAGUGUGCCCUCAGAGUCCUCCUCUCAGCCUACCAGCCCCCAGAUCAUCAGCCCCCUGAGCGCCAAUCCCCAAUUCAACGUCAACAUCACUUUCCACAUUGGGAACGGGUCUUGCGGGACACCGUCCGUCAUGCCCACACACCUAACCGAAUCAGACAGUCACCUCCCCUUUGGAGAGGAGGAGGAGUCCUUUAGCAUUCCACAACAAGAAGAUGGCAAACACCCGCUGAGGCCAGUGCAGGCCAGUGCAAGUUAAUGUGUUUGAAUGAAAUGCUUUGUUGUUAACAUUAAAUACAACCUGUAGGACUGUAUGUUCUCAUCAGGACAAGAUGAUGUGUGUCCAUAUCAAAAACAUAAUGCUGUCACUGAUAUGUAUAUAUGUAUAUACAGAAUACUGUAAAUAAAGUUGUGAGUAUUGCCUCUCCAUUUGUGGCAUAGCCUAAGUACAAGUAAUUGCACAUGAAAAAGGAUGACAAUUUUGCCAUAUCACUUUGAGUAGGGUAAAAUCUAUAUUUUCAUAUUUUAACAAUAGUAUUUUAUCAUGAUUAGAUUCACAACUUGUGAAAUGUAAAAUAUACAGUAUGAUGCAAAAGCAAAAAGAUGCUUGAUUGAAAAUGAAGCUUUGUACAAUAAACUUACAAAACACCAA
Messenger RNA from Pleuronectes platessa (European plaice), 2003 nucleotides. It is a transcript of the gene tnfrsf1b, whose product is annotated as tumor necrosis factor receptor superfamily, member 1B. The record is from RefSeq and is a predicted model, not a curated record. Gene Ontology annotation, molecular function: tumor necrosis factor binding; tumor necrosis factor receptor activity. Gene Ontology annotation, cellular component: membrane. Lineage: Eukaryota; Metazoa; Chordata; Actinopteri; Pleuronectiformes; Pleuronectidae. Gene Ontology annotation, biological process: negative regulation of neuroinflammatory response; positive regulation of oligodendrocyte differentiation; regulation of T cell proliferation. The coding region runs from base 162 to 1610 and encodes 482 amino acids. The transcript is spliced from 9 exons.